UGAAAAGUCACUUAUUUUGCAAUCCGUGGAUGUGUUUCUCUAUUUUUUAUUACACUUUUGUAAUUCUAUAAAAUAGAUUCCGGUAAUCUUUAAUAAUGUCGUCGCCACUUGAAAAUUUAGAAACUCAAUUAGAGAUGUUCAUAGAAAAUGUGCGACAAAUACGUAUUAUCGUUAGUGACUUUCAACCGCAAGGACAAAGUGUAUUGAAUCAAAAGAUACAGUCACUUGUUACUGGGCUACAAGAGGUUGACAAGUUGAAAUCUCAAGUUCAUGAUAUUCAUGUGCCAACUGAAGUGUUUGAUUACAUUGAUCAAGGAAGAAAUCCUCAGCUUUACACUAAGGACUGUAUCGACAAAGCCUUGGCAAAGAAUGAAGAAGUUAAAGGGAAAAUUGAUUCAUACAAGCGCUUUAAGAGCCAUCUAUUGUCGGAAUUGUCAAAAACAUUCCCUAAUGAAAUAGCAAAAUACAAAGCCAUUAGAGGUGGUGAAUAAUAAUUUAAUAUUGAAAUAUAUUUAAUUGUAUACAUAGCUGUAAGUAAUUUAAUGUUUUCUCUUGGAACUGAUAAAUAUUGUAUUUAAGUUUAUAUUGUCUUAAAAUAUGUGUUGCCACUCUCAAAUUUGUAUUAAAAUGUGAUUCCUGUCAUUCUCUAUGAGCAAUUCAAAGAUAAGAAUAUGUUUUUUUACAAAGAAGGCAAUGUAAUUUAAUUGUUAGGUAGUUUUAAAGUAAAAUAUAAGUUUUUAAAAGUAGUCUUUUAAUUGUGAUAGUGACUACUAUGGUUGUAUGUAUCCCUUUAGUAUUUGUAUAAAUUUCUUAUCUUCCAUAUGUAAAAUCUCAAUAAAAAACUUAAUCUCUCA
This is a messenger RNA of Papilio polytes (common Mormon), 854 nucleotides long. It is a transcript of the gene MED10, whose product is annotated as mediator of RNA polymerase II transcription subunit 10. Gene Ontology annotation, molecular function: transcription coregulator activity. The record is from RefSeq and is a predicted model, not a curated record. The transcript has 3 exons. Gene Ontology annotation, biological process: positive regulation of transcription by RNA polymerase II. The coding region runs from base 96 to 491 and encodes 131 amino acids. Lineage: Eukaryota; Metazoa; Arthropoda; Insecta; Lepidoptera; Papilionidae. Gene Ontology annotation, cellular component: chromatin; mediator complex.